Messenger RNA from Danaus chrysippus (African queen), 2661 nucleotides. The record is from the annotation of a GenBank genome assembly. NCBI's taxonomy places the organism in Eukaryota, Metazoa, Arthropoda, Insecta, Lepidoptera, Nymphalidae.
AUGCUUGGAGAAACGACAUUCACACUCAUUCAGGUAUUAGAAAAAACUAUAUCACCAGAUCGAAAUGAAUUGGAAGCGGCAGAAAAAUAUCUCGACCAUGCAGCUGCUACGAAUUUUACCACCUUCAUCAAGAUGCUGUCCGAUGUGCUGGUACAAGGUGGCAACAGUCAGGUCGCGCGGAUGGCGGCCGGGUUACAGCUAAAAAACCACCUCACAUCCAAAGAUCAUACACUUAAACAGCAGUACCAGGAGAGAUGGCUGGACCAACCUGAAGACAUUAGACAAUAUAUUAAGAAAAAUAUUUUAGCAGCAAUAGGCACUGAAAGCAAUAGGCCAAGUUCAGCAGCCCAAUGUGUUGCCUAUGUAGCUGUUGCCGAGCUCGGAGUGGGACAAUGGAAUGAUCUUAUACCAACACUCGUAGAAAAUGUUGUCAAUGAACAAUCAUCAGAAUUGAAAAAAGAAGCAAGUUUAGAGGCUAUUGGUUAUAUUUGUCAAGAAAUUGAUGCUGAAGUAUUAACAGAACAGAGUAAUCCAAUUUUAACUGCCAUCAUACAUGGAAUGAGAUCGACUCAGCCUAGCAACCAUGUCCGUCUGGCUGCAACACAGGCACUCCUUAACUCAUUAGAAUUCACAAAGGCUAAUUUUGAUAAAGAAAAUGAAAGGAAUUUUAUUAUGGAAGUUGUUUGUGAGGCGACUCAGUCACCGGAUAUGAGAAUAAGCGUAGCAGCCCUUCAGUGCUUAGUAAAAAUUCUAUCACUUUACUAUCAAUAUAUGGAACCUUACAUGGGUCAAGCUCUGUUUCCCAUAACAUUAGAAGCUAUGAAAUCAGAUGUUGAUGAAAUUUCAUUACAAGGUAUAGAAUUUUGGUCCAAUGUUAGCGAUGAAGAAGUAGAUCUGGCUAUUGAAAUGGCUGAAGCAACUGAAGCAGGUCGGCCCCCUGCAAGAACUUCUAGAUUUUAUGCCAGAGGAGCUCUCCAGUAUAUUGCACCUGUUCUUAUGCAAAAGUUAACAAAACAAGAUGAUUCUGAUGAUGAACUUGAAUGGAAUCCAUCCAAAGCGGCUUCAGUGUGUUUAAUGCUACUUUCGAACUGCUGUGAAGAUGAAAUUGUUCCUCAUGUAUUACCAUUUAUUCGGUCGAACAUUAAAAGUGAACAUUGGAGAUUUAGGGAGGCAGCACUUAUGGCGUUUGGUUCUAUAUUAGGCGGUCUCGAAGCUACAACUCUCAAACCUUUAGUUGAAGAGGCAAUGCCUACUUUAAUCGAGGCCAUGUACGAUUCAAGUGUUGCCGUCAGAGAUACAGCAGCAUGGACUUUUGGUAGGAUAUGUGAAAUAGUUCCUGAAGCGGCGAUCAAUGAUACGUAUUUACAGCCAUUAUUAGAAAGUCUCGUCACCGGUCUUAAGGCGGAACCACGUGUGGCAGCGAACGUUUGUUGGGCUUUCACGGGUUUAGCUGAAGCUGCUUACGAAGCCGUUGACGGCGGAGACUCUCACCAACCAAAGACCUACUGUAUGUCGACAUACUUCGAUUUCAUCGUUCAAAGACUACUAGAAACAACAGAUCGUCAAGAUGCGGCGCAACAUAAUUUAAGAUCGGCAGCAUACGAAGCCCUCAUGGAAAUGGUUAAGAAUUCGCCUACAGAUUGCUAUGUGACUGUACAGAAAACAACAAUGGUUAUAUUAGAGAGAUUACACCAAGUACUUCAAAUGGAGAAUCAUAUAUCGAGUCAGUCUGAUAGAUCUCAGUUCAAUGAUCUUCAGAGUUUACUUUGUGCGACCUUGCAGUCCGUGUUACGCAAGGUGACGCCAGAAGACGCGCCUCAUAUAUCAGAUGCGAUUAUGACUGCAUUAUUGACAAUGUUCGCUGGCAAUGCUGGCAAGGCCGGCGGAGUACAGGAAGAUGCCUUAAUGGCGGUUUCAACGUUAGUCGAAGUUUUAGGCGAGGGCUUCCUCAAAUACAUGGAUGCGUUCAAGCAAUACUUAUAUGUUGGACUUAAAAACCAUGCGGAAUAUCAAGUAUGCAUAACUGCCGUCGGUGUCACAGGUGAUAUUUGUCGCGCUCUCAAAAGCAAGGUGCUACCAUAUUGUGACGAGAUUGUGUUCCUUCUGUUAGAAAACCUUGGUGAUAACUCAAUACAUCGAUCAGUAAAGCCUCAAAUUCUAUCAGUUUUCGGAGAUAUUGCUUUAAGUAUCGGUCCUGAUUUUAGAAAAUACUUCAAUCUAGUAAUGGACAUGUUGCUGCAGGCAAGCAACGCUCAAGUGGAUAGGUCAGAUUAUGAUAUGGUUGAAUAUUUAUGUGAAUUACGGGAAAGCGUGUUAGAAGCGUAUACAGGAAUUAUUCAAGGACUUAAAGGCGCCGGUGGCGAGGUACAAUCAGACGUAGCUCUGGUAGAGCCUCACGUACCGGCGAUAGUGAACUUCAUGAUCCAAGUGGCUUCAGAACCUGAGCGUACGGACGGCCACAUGUCAGUGAUAGCUGGUCUGACCGGAGAUCUAUGUACGGUGUUCGGCCAAAGAGUACUACCGAUGUUGGAGACAAGGCCCUUACUGGACCUACUUCAAGCAGCUCGACUGUCACGCACGGCACGCACCAAAACAUUAGCCAACUGGGCCACUAAGGAAAUCAGGAAGUUGAAACAACAAGCUCCACUCGCUAGCUGGUAA